AUGUCUUCUGCUGAGGUUCUAGUUCUAAGAGGUACUUUGGAAGGCCACAACGGCUGGGUCACUUCGUUGGCCACUUCUCCAGCUCAACCAAACCUAUUGUUGUCUGGUUCUCGUGACAAGUCUCUAAUCACCUGGAAAUUGACCGGUGAUGACCAGAAAUACGGUGUCCCAGUCAGAUCUUUCAGAGGUCACUCUCACAUCGUUCAGGACUGUACCGUCACCCCAGACGGUGAGUACGCUUUGUCUGCCUCUUGGGACAAGACCGUGAGAUUGUGGGAACUUGCCACCGGUAAGUGUAUCCAGCGUUUCGUUGGCCACAAGUCUGACGUUUUGUCCGUCACCAUCGACAGACGCGCUUCUCAAAUCGUGUCUGCCUCCCGUGACAAGACCGUCAAGGUGUGGAACACUUUGGGUGAAUGUAUGGUCACCCUUUUGGGUCACAACGACUGGGUUUCCCAGGUCAGAGUUGCUCCUAACGAGAACGCUGAAGACGACACUGUUACCGUCAUCUCCGCCGGUAUGGACAAGGUCGUUAAGGUCUGGAACUUGCACUCUUUCCAAAUCGAAGCCGACUUCAUCGGCCACAACAACUACGUCAACACCGUCACUGCUUCCCCAGAUGGAACUCUAGUUGCCUCUGCUGGUAAGGAUGGUGAAAUCAUGUUGUGGAACUUGGGCGCCAAGACCGCCUUGUACACCUUGAACGCCCAAGACGAGGUCUUCGCCGUUGCCUUCUCUCCAAACAGAUACUGGUUGACUGCUGCCACCUCUUCUGGUAUCAAGAUCUUCAACUUGGAAGAAAGAAAGGUUGUUGACGAGCUAAGACCAGAAUUCGCUGGUUACACCAAGGCCGCCGACCCACACGCCAUUUCCUUGGCCUGGUCCGCUGACGGUCAAACUUUGUUCGCCGGUUACACCGACAACGUCAUCAGAGUUUGGCAAGUCAUGACUGCCAACUAA
Lachancea sp. 'fantastica' is the source of this 960-nucleotide messenger RNA. The record is from the annotation of a GenBank genome assembly. Lineage: Eukaryota; Fungi; Ascomycota; Saccharomycetes; Saccharomycetales; Saccharomycetaceae.